GAGCGAGUAGCAGUGAUGAAUUGAUUGCAUAAACACUUCAUUAUCUGCUGAAAAAUGCUACCUCACAAAAAAUGAGAUAUACAUUUGAUAAUUAAUGCACAUCAUCUUCACUUUCUUGGCAUAAUGAAGGCACUGAGUGGAAGUCGUGUGUUGAGCCGCAUCUAUCAAUUGAGAUUCUGGCGAAAUACAAAUAGAUUUCCACAAGAAGCACGAAUGACACAUCCUGUACUCCCAAUCCCGCCAUCCAGUCAGCAACACAGAUUUGCCUCGUCCAAGAAAACUUCAAAAGCUGACAAGGAUCCAGAUGCACCUCUUAGCUACACCUCAAGCAAGGCGCUGGACUGGUCUGUUCACAACAGCUACGGCAGACACAAGAAACAACCUUGGUACAAAGUAGCACCCAUCAGUAUAGGACUCUCUAUCUUUAUUGCCUGGAUAUUCUUGAGAAAAGAGACAGAUAUUGAUCGACAAUUGGAGAAGCAUUUACAUGAACGCUUGCCACAUAUGUUUCCACCGCCUGCUGAAGUUCAAGAGGAUGAGACUUUGUUAAAUGAAGAAGAGGAAAAAACAAUUACGGAAUAACAAGAUGGCAUUGUGACAAUAUCUUUUGAAAGUUUCUAUUAUGUGUUAUAAAAUUAUAGUCAUUUCUUUGUGCAUUUUUGGCUGAGAUUUUAGUUAUGUUUUAAAGGAAUCACUUAUUUUGUGGAUAGGUUUAAUACUGUCCAUGUUCAUGAAUGUGUAACUUCAUAAAAUGGUUUGCUUCCAUGAUCAAACGAUUUGCAUUUUUAAUAGCAACAAUUAUUAUUUAUGUUAUAUCUUACCUUCAUCUAUAGUUUCUUCAAAAUUGUUUGAUCAUGGUUAAAAGGUCUUUUAAAGGAACACGUUGCCUUUGAUCGGACGAGUUGGUCUAUAAAAAGCGUUUGUGACUG
This is a messenger RNA of Asterias rubens (European starfish), 929 nucleotides long. Its product is annotated as protein CCSMST1-like. The coding region runs from base 124 to 582 and encodes 152 amino acids. The transcript is spliced from 2 exons. Lineage: Eukaryota; Metazoa; Echinodermata; Asteroidea; Forcipulatida; Asteriidae. The record is from RefSeq and is a predicted model, not a curated record.